Messenger RNA from Nilaparvata lugens (brown planthopper), 1242 nucleotides. RefSeq names its product protein takeout. The record is from RefSeq and is a predicted model, not a curated record. The transcript has 7 exons. The coding region runs from base 236 to 1033 and encodes 265 amino acids. NCBI's taxonomy places the organism in Eukaryota, Metazoa, Arthropoda, Insecta, Hemiptera, Delphacidae.
AAUCAUCAAACAAGUCAAGAAACAACUCGGCAUCCUGUGAGCCUCCAGUUACUUCUUUGCACUCUUGGCAGCUUGUGCACUCUCGGAGAGUCAGUCGUGGUGAUCCGCUGAUUGACUCUAUCCUUAACACAUCAAGUUCACACUGGAUCGUUGGAAAUCUUCAAGGACCUCCAGAGAAUCUUCUCCAUGAAAGUUUCUAUCUUUGAUACGAAUUUGUGUUGAACAUUCAGUGACAAUGAGUUAUUUUUCGAGUCGUGAUUUGUUAACGAACUGUUUGUUCUCGUUAUGUUUGAUGGUAACUUGGAUUUCAACAGAAAGUGAAGCCAAUGAUGCAAAGGAUACAAGACCCGAUGACUUGAGAAUACCUGACUUUCUUCACGUUUGCAAAAGGAAUGAUGCAAAACUCGAAGACUGCAUACAGAACUCAAUAGAGGAGCUGAAACCUUAUUUAAGAAAAGGUAUACCAGAGAUGAAAGUUCCACCUUUGGAGCCCUUAUUGAUUAAACAGCUGGUUGCCGCUCAAGGUCAAGGGCUCAAGGUCACCACGGAAGACCUCAAAGUUUACGGAUGCAGUAACUUCACAAUCAAGAAAUUAGUUGCCAACCUGAAGGAAAACAAAUUCUUUUUCACCCUGGAUCUACCUCAUCUAAUACUUGAUGGACGUUAUGUUGUUGAUGGAAGAGUAAUUCUGAUACCAGUGAAAGGAAACGGUCCUCUAUCUGGAGAUAUAUAUAAAACCAAAGCGAAUGUAACACUGGAAGGAGAACUAAUAAAAAAGCAUGGAGAAGACUACAUUCAUUACACAGAUUUAAAUAUAAGAUUCAAAGUUGGAAGUGGACGUCUAAAAUUGGACAACCUCUUCAAUGGAGAGCGCGUCUUAGGUGAAAUCAUCAACACAGCAAUCAACCUCAACUUUGACCAGUUUAUUGCCGAACUGCGACCAAUCAUCGAAAGUGUGCUUGGAAAAUUCAUGUUGGAAAGUGCAAACAAAAUUGUGGAAAACUUCCCCUACCGUGUGCUUUUCCCAGAAUGAUUCGGAAAAUUCGAGAAAAGAAAAUUGUGAAAAUUUACGCUCCUAUCCAUAUAAUAUAAACACUAUUGUUCCAAGGCGUAGAAAUUCAUACAAGUCAUAUCAUUACCAUGUGAUCAUCAUGUAGUAUUAUUAAUUGCUGUAUAUAGUUGAGUGCAAAAUUAUAGAUUAAGACAAAUUAAGAUUAUAUUAAAAUGAAUAUUGAUGUAAAA